AUGGUCCGUCUUCUCACAAUUGUUGCCGUUCUCUUUGCUGGCGCAAGCAGUGUUGCUGCUUCGUACUGCCAAUGCCUCUACCCAGACGGCAGCCACUGCUGCGUUAUCGACAACGAAGCCAAUGAUUGCACGAGAAUGUGCAUGAGGGCGUCUCAGGACCAUACAACCGCCGGAGAGUGCAAGGCCAACGGCAAAUUCUCCAAUGUCAGCAGCUGGAACGCUCAGCACCGCACGCAGUGCGAGCCACCCUUCAUUUACUAA
Messenger RNA from Bipolaris oryzae ATCC 44560, 261 nucleotides. RefSeq lists its product as uncharacterized. The record is from RefSeq and is a predicted model, not a curated record. The transcript has 2 exons. NCBI's taxonomy places the organism in Eukaryota, Fungi, Ascomycota, Dothideomycetes, Pleosporales, Pleosporaceae. Bases 1 to 261 code for a protein of 86 amino acids.